This is a messenger RNA of Schistocerca gregaria, 1207 nucleotides long. RefSeq names its product calcium-binding protein 39-like. The record is from RefSeq and is a predicted model, not a curated record. The coding region runs from base 131 to 1126 and encodes 331 amino acids. Gene Ontology annotation, molecular function: protein serine/threonine kinase activator activity. Gene Ontology annotation, biological process: intracellular signal transduction. Lineage: Eukaryota; Metazoa; Arthropoda; Insecta; Orthoptera; Acrididae. The transcript has 4 exons.
ACUUUAUUAGCGUCUGCUAUGGGACGAACUGAUACCGCAAAACAAACAAAAACCCAUUUUUUACGAAGACCCCACGCAUCUUGGUUUAUUAAAUUAGCUCACUCUUCCCCCUCUACAUUUGUUGAAUACCAUGUUUUUAUUAUUCGGAAAAUCAAGUAAAACGUCUAAGGUCUCUGACAUGGUAAAGUCAGUAAAAAACGCGCUGUCUUCAUUUGAAAAAAACACAACAAGCAAUAAGCCCAGCGAGGAAAUAGCCAAAAGUUUAGUAUUGAUGAAAAAUGUAUUUUAUGGUGAUGGAUCUACUGCAGGACCCAAUUCAGAGCAGAUCACUCAACUAUCUAACGAAAUCUGCAGCAACGACAUCCUUUCCGGCCUCAUUACCUAUAUGACAAAGCUAGAUUUUGAAGCAAAAAAGGACCUGGCGACGGUCUUUAGCGUAUUAUUGAGAAGACAGGUGGAUAGCAGAUAUCCAACUGUAGAGUAUUUGGAAAAAAAUACGUCUAUAUUAGAAAUGUUGUUAAAUGGAUACAAUGUACCAGAUAUCGCUCUGAACUGCGGGACUAUGCUUCGCGAAUGCAUCCGGUUUAAAAUUCUCGCCAAGUUAUUGUUGUACUCUGAAAAUUUUUACAAUAUUUUUAGGGUCCUUGACUGCCAUAAUUUUGAUAUAGCGUCAGACGCCUUCGCUACUUUUAAAGACCUCCUCACCAUCCACAAGCCGGUUGUUGCGGAAUUUUUAGAGAUUUACUAUGAAAGAGUGUUCGAAGAAUACACGAAUUUAUUGCAUUGCGAAAACUAUGUUACAAAAAGACAAUCCUUGAAGCUUCUUGGUGAAUUGUUGUUAGAUCGUUCUAACUUCAACGUUAUGAAAGUAUAUAUCUCUCACGCAUCUAAUUUGAAAUUGAUGAUGACACUACUCCGAGACAAGUCUAAGUUGAUUCAAUUUGAAGCUUUUCAUGUGUUCAAGAUCUUUAUUGCCAAUCCAAACAAAGCACGUCCUAUUGUUGAUAUCCUGCAAAAAAACAAGGAAAGACUAAUUGGCUUUUUGUCGAAGUUUCACAAUGAUAGAGAUGAUCGGCAGUUUAUUGAAGAGAAGGCUUACCUCAUAAAGCAGAUUGAAGCUAUGUAGAGAGAGACGCGUACAAAUGCAAGAUGAAAGACAUCUGUAUUUGUAUUUAUACAUAAAUUAUAUAUAGUUUAAAACCCAUCA